Molecule: messenger RNA, 1203 nt
Organism: Aplosporella prunicola CBS 121167
Lineage: Eukaryota; Fungi; Ascomycota; Dothideomycetes; Botryosphaeriales; Aplosporellaceae
Exons: 8
Coding region: 1-1203 (400 amino acids)
Source: RefSeq, a predicted model, not a curated record
AUGAACCUAGAAAACGACCAGUACCAGGAAGAAAAUGUCCAAACUGUCUAUCUAAAGGAAAUACAGUUUGGCUUUACGAAUAUAAGUGUAAGUUUAUUUUUACUUUCUAUUACUUCUAUCAUUUUGGGUUUAAAUAGUUUCUAUAAUUAUGAAAACAUCGUUAACAGCUCUAACAAUAAUACAAUUUCUGAAAAAAAUUUACUAAAAAUAAAAAAAAAAAAUCUAAUUUUAGAGCAUCCUUUAAUAGUAGUAUUUAUUAUAACAGGUUCUUUUUUUCUUAUAACAAGUGGUGAUCUUAUCUCCCUUUUUUUAGCCUUGGAAUUACAAAGUUAUGGCUUAAAUUCUGAAACAUCUACUAAAGCUGGCUUAAUAUAUUUUUUACUAGGUGGACUAUCCUCUGCUAUUAUCUUACUGGGUCAAAGUUUGAUUUAUGCAAAUUCUGCGAAUACGAAUUUAGAUGGUUUAUAUAUAUUAACAGCCAUUCAAACUAGCUUUAACACAAAUGAUCUUAAUUUAGAGAUAAACUAUGCUAUGGUUAUUAUGUCCGUUGGCUUUUUAUUUAAAGUAAACGUUUAUGACUAUGUUCCUACUUUAAUUACAUUGUUCAUAUCUUUAAUUCCGAAAAUAUCCAUUUUAAUUUUGUUUUUAGAAUUCGUAUACUUUACAGUCAGUUCAAUAAUAUCUAUGGUAAUAGGAUCAGUUUUAGGUAUAUCCCAAUAUAGAAUAAAAAGAAUAUUAGCUUAUAGUACUAUUAGUCAUCUAGGUUUUAUUUUAUUAGGCCUAACUAUAAUACAAAUAGAAUCCAUACAAGGUUUUUUUUUCUAUCUUAUACAAUACAUAUUUACUAAUUUGAACGGAUUUAUCAUACUUAUAACAAUAGAUAAAUUAAAGACGGAGAUAAAUUUAAAAGAAUUAGAAAAUUCUCCUAUUCAAAUUAUAAAACAGCUAAGAGGUUUGUAUAAAAAAAACAUUAUUCUUGCCUUAAGCUUAAGAGUACCACCCUUAAUAGGAUUCUUUGCAAAACAGAUGAUUUUAAGUGCAGCGCUUGACAAAGGAUUUUUAUUUCUAGUAAUUAUUGCUAUAAUUAGUAGUGUUAUAACUAACGAUGAAUUAAAAAUAAAUAGUUACAUGUCUAUAAUUAUAUCAUUAUUAACCAUAAUUUCUUUUAUAUUCAUUGUAAUACCAGACGAAUUAUUAAGAUGA